Trichechus manatus latirostris (Florida manatee) is the source of this 4186-nucleotide messenger RNA. Its product is annotated as zinc finger protein 883-like. The transcript is spliced from 4 exons. The record is from RefSeq and is a predicted model, not a curated record. The coding region runs from base 1024 to 3039 and encodes 671 amino acids. Gene Ontology annotation, biological process: regulation of DNA-templated transcription. Gene Ontology annotation, molecular function: DNA-binding transcription factor activity, RNA polymerase II-specific; RNA polymerase II cis-regulatory region sequence-specific DNA binding. Lineage: Eukaryota; Metazoa; Chordata; Mammalia; Sirenia; Trichechidae.
UUCAUUACUGAACUGAAAGGGUGUCCGGGAGCCAUACUCUCAGGGUUUCUCCAGUGAACUGCUGACCUUUUGGUUAGCAGCCAAGCUCUUAACCACUGUAGGAGGAAAAAAGAAACAUUAAUUGCAAAUUUGACAGGAAAAAUACGGAUCACAUUUUACAAUGAUAUAAAUGAAAUGAGAAUUUUCUAAAAAGAGGGUUUAAUUUCACAUAAUGAAAAAUCAAAGAGUCAUGAUGAAUUCAUUAACCAAAGUUGAAAACUGUAUUCUUCUGAAAAUUUACCCAUGUUGAUAUCAGUUAUGAAUGUCUAUAUGGGUUUACAAGAAGCAAAGAUGCCCAUCUGAAACCACAGUCUGAACCUUGGGCCUCUGACACCCUGUGGAAAUCAGGUUCAAGUUUUCUCACCUGGCUAGACAUGGAUGCUUCCCAUGCUCUGGGAUGAGGAAAUUGCUCCAUCUGUGAUUUCCUUGCCAUAAGGUUGAAACCUGUAGAGCUGCAUGAGGAAUGCAGAUACCCUCAAGGCUGAGCAAUGUCUUGAGUCUGGGAGGAAGCCCUGCCCAGGGAAAGCUGAAGCCAGGAACAUGAUACUCCUUAUUUACUCAACACUGUCUCCCCCAUCCCAUCCCUCAUCUUCUUCUGUUUCAGGUCCCAGGUGUGAUCAGAAGAAGUGGUCCAGUCUAGGCAGCUGGGGACCUAGGGCAACCACCUAACACAUCUGUCAAUCAGGAGUAAGAAUUUCAACUGCUGACUGGCUGUGUAGACCAAACUUUAUUCAUCUGCCUCCAGACUUCCUAGUGGGUUUGCUUCCACUCCCAUCCCUCCUGCCUUAAGUGGCUUCUCAGGCUGUAGAGAGGACAUUCACUUAGACUUCGUUAGGCUGGGGACAGGAAAUGAUGAUACCAUGCUCAUCCAGAAUAUGUGGGAUGUUUUAGGAGUCUGUGGUGUUUGAGGAUGUGGCCGUGGACUUUACCCAGGAAGAGUGGGCUUUGCUGGAUUUUGCUCAGAGGAAACUCUACAGAGAUGUGAUGAUGGAAACCUUCAGGAACUUGGCCUCAGUUGUUUCUCAACAGGUUGAUAAAGGACAGAUAGUGUCCAGUGAACACUUGGUAAUGCGAUUCGUGAGAAAUAACUCCUGGUACACCGUGUUAGGAGAAAUCUGUGAAUUCCAUGGCAUUGAAGAGCAGCAUAACAACCAGGGGAGUCACGUGAGAAGGCUUACAGUUGGCCUCUGUGAAAGUAAAGAAGGGAAAGUAAAGCAAAGGAAAGAAGGUACUCAGUGUGGAGAACCUUUCAGCAAGAUUGCACAUCUUACCAGCUUCAAAAGAACUCCUGCUAGAGAAAAUCCUUCUGAAUUCCGUGAAUGUGGAAAAGCUUUCAAGUAUCAUUCUUCAUUUAAACGUCACUUAAGAUCUCACACUGGAUAUGAUAACUAUGAGUUUAAGGAAUGUGGAGUGGCCUGCAGUUGUACCUCUUACCUAAGAACUCAUGUAAAAACACUUACUGGACAGAAAAUUUAUAAAUGUAAGGAAUGUGGCAUCACUUGUAGUUGUUCUUCAUCCCUUACUACACAUGUAAGAAGUCACGGUAGAGAGAAGCCUUAUGAAUGUAAGGAAUUUGGGAAAGCUUUAGGUGAGUUCUCAGCUCUCAUUGAACAUAAAAAUGUUCAAAGUGGAAAGCAACCUUAUGAUGGAAAGGAAUAUGGGAAUACCUUUAGUUCUUUCUCAUCCUUCAGUAAACAUAUAAGUAUUGACAGUGAAGUGAGACCCUAUGAAUGUAAGGAAUGUGGGAAAGCAUUUAGUAAGUCCUCAGAGCUGACUAGCCAUAUAAGAACUCAUGGUGAUCAGCCUUAUAAAUGUAAGGAAUGUGGGAAAGCCUUUAGUUGUGCGUCAUCCCUCAGUAAACAUAAAAGAAUUCACAGUGGAGAGAGGCCUUAUGAAUGUAAGGAAUGUGGGAAAGCAUUUAGCCGGUCCUCAAACCUCACUACACAUAUAAGAACUCACAGUGGAGAAAGGCCUUACGAAUGUAAGGAAUGUGGGAAAGCUUUUCGUUAUUCCUCAUCCCUCAGUAAACAUAAAAGAAUUCACAGUGGAGAGAGGCCUUAUGAAUGUAAGGAAUGUGGGAAAGCGUUUAGCCGGUCCUCACACCUCACUACACAUAUAAGAACUCACAGUGGAGAGAGGCCUUAUGAAUGUAAGGAAUGUGGGAAAGCAUUUAGCCGGUCCUCACACCUCAUUACACAUAUAAGAUCUCACAGUGGAGAGAGGCCUUAUGAAUGUAAGGAAUGUGGGAAAGCCUUUAGUUGUGCCUCACACCUCACUACUCAUAUAAGAACUCACAGUGGAGAGAGGCCUUACGAAUGUAAGGAAUGUGGAAAAGCCUUUAGCCAGUCCUCAAACUUGAUGAACCAUAUAAAAACUCACAGUGGAGAGCGACCUUAUGAAUGCAGGGAAUGUGGGAAAGCCUUUAGUCAGUUGUCAAAGCUGACUGGCCACAUAAGAACUCACAGUGGAGAACAGCCUUAUGAUUGUAAGGAAUGUGGGAAAUCUUUUUGUGAUUCUUCAAGUCUCACUACGCAUAUAAGAACUCACAGUGGAGAGAGGCCUUAUACAUGUAAGGAAUGUGGAAAAGCCUUUAGCCAGUCCUCACACUUGAUCAACCAUGUAAGAACUCACAGUGGAGAGCGGCCUUAUAAAUGUAAGGAAUGUGGGAAAGCAUUUAGCCGGUCCUCUCACCUCACUAACCAUAUAAGAACUCAGAGGGGAGAGAGGCCUUAUGAAUGUAAAGAAUGUAGGAAAGCCUUUAGUUGGCGCUCAGCCCUCAAUACUCAUGUAAGAACUCACAGAGGAGAGAAGCCUUACAAAUGUAAAGAAUGUGGGAAAGCGUUUAGCCAGUCCUCACACCUGAUCAACCACGUAAGAAUACACAGUGGAGAGCGGCCUUAUGAAUGUAAGGAGUGUCUGAAAGCCUUUAGCCAGGCCUCAUCUCUCACUCAACAUAUAAGAACUCACGGUGGAGAGAGGCCUUAUGAAUGUAAGGAAUGAGAGAACAUCUUCAGCUCUAUGUCCACCAUUUGAAAACGUGAGAAGGUACACUGAAGAGAAAUAUACAUUACACAUGACAGAGCCUAUGAAUGUAAAAGGCAAGGAAAGCCUUCAGUGUCUAUUCCUCCUGAGGACCUCUGUGAUACGUCAUACACUGGAGAGACUGUGACUGUAAGGAAAGUAAUUCAGUUGUAGUACGUGACUUUGGUUAAGUAUCAAAAUGUUAUUUUGGUUCUGUUAUAUAAAAAUUGUCUUCAUUAAAAAAUCUGAUCAACCCUUUGUGUUAUAAACUGUGUGGUUUUGUUUUCAUCAAAUAUGUUUUUAAAGUUUUUAUUUUUCACAUUGUAAAGCAGUAUGUUCUCUGUAGAAAUUUUUAUUUUAAUUGAAAAUUAUAAGGAAAAGCAAAAAUCACUCAAUUCCACCACUGUAGUUAGUUUGGGUAUUUUAUUUUGUCCUGGCCUUCGUAUGCAAAGCAUUGUUUCUGAAAGAAUCCGGAUUAUACACUGUGUGUAGUGUUGUACAGAACAUUUUUUCAACUGAUUUUAAUAUCUUCCACAACUACAGUGAUCCCUAUUCUACUAAUGAGGAAACUGCAUAGAAAAUUUUAACCCACAUCUUACCAUUUCUCAAAAAUGUCUGUGUUAAAUGGUGCUGUGAGAAGCAGGAUUUUCGUUGAAGGAGGGCCCAUGUUGGGGAUACAUAGAGAUGGUGAGCCUGACAGACCCACAGCCUGACCUAGAUGCAGUGGAGCUUCUGUCCAGCACAGGCACAGAACCUUAUUUUGAAAAAGUCCUACUUCUGUUAAUGUGGUUCAGGGAGAAUGCACUAGGCCAGGAAUUGAGGCUGCAUUUGCGGUACUGGGCUGUACUGGUGACUGCUGCUUCUCCUGGGGUGCACACCUGCUACAGGGCCUGGAGGUUUAUACAGAGCUACUCAGCCCCACAGUGAACUGGGACCAUCUUCCUUGACUUCUCAUGUAAGGGGUGUGGGAAAUAGUGACUACAGGUAGUAAAAGCCUUCAAAUUAGUCCUCAAAUUGACCCAGCAAUUCUUUCAGGAUCAUCUUAUGCAAAUCCUUAGGCACCGUAAUGGUAUACCUUGAUAACUGCUAGAUUGUGGAAAUAGUGAAAGGGGAAAUGAUGUCAGUG